CACAGUCUGAGGCAGGAGUUUAAAUCAUGGCUCUCUCUUGUUCUUAUAACACCAUUUAUCUGCUGUCCACUCUGAAUCUUUAUCUGCUCAUCAUUUCUGCUCUUCUCUCUCUGAUCUUCAGGCUUUCCAUCGACAUGUCCUUGCUGCUGUGUCAGUGGGUAAGAAGAGGCAGAGUGGGCUGUCCACUGGCUGUUGAAGAGCUUUCUCUGGUGCCUGAGAAAGUCCAACCAUCAGAGAGAGUAUUGCUGAGGGCUGUCAGUAGUUUGGCCUCCCUGCUGAGAUCCUGGACAGUCAGACGGUUAGACCUGACUGAGACCUGCAUCCCUGCUCAGAGACUCAUGACACUGCUGCUCCAUGAUGGUCCUCUAACAAUCAAACUGAGUGAAGAGAACUUCCAGCAGCUUCUGGUCCUCCUCCAUGAAGUCCAGGACAAGAACUUGACUUUGUCCUUCUUGAGUAAGGUUGGUGGAGACCUGAGCUCCUGCUGUCUGAACUGGGAGCUUCUUCUCUAUCUGCUGCAGCAGUGGUCAGCUCAGACCAUCACUGUGGACCUGAGGAGGAACCUCUUCUUACAGGAGGAGACCACACGUCUGCUUCCUUUUCUGGACAAGAUCGUGUUUAGAAGGCCCAGUCCCAGCUUUGUGAUGACCUCCAUCAGAGAGCUCCACAGAGCUCAUGCCAGUCACGCUGUACCCAGUUUACUGAGGUCAUUUGAUCAUGUGAUCAACCUGAGCUGCAGAGAGCUGGACUCAGUGGACUGUGCUGCUCUGAUCUUCAUCCUCAAACAUGGAGACAGAGUUAAACUGAACCUCCUGUGGACCUCCAUACCAGCAGAGGGAAUAGAGUCCAUCCUCUUCAUGCUGCACAGAGUUUCUGAUCUCAGUGUUGACAGGAAUCAGCUGCUGAGGUUCAUCCGCUGCUGUGCUGCCUGUGACGCCCAGCAGGAGGCAGCGUCAGGCCUGCUGAGGACUCUGCAGCACAGCUUGGAUCUGUCCUGCUCUGGAUCUGAGCUACCAGAGGAGGGUCAGACUGAGCCUCUGAGUCUGACUGCUGAUGACUGCAGGGCCGUCUCCACCGUCCUGAGACACAGCAGCCGGGACACACAGCUCGACCUGCGAGACUGUGAGGUGGAGGACAGCGUGCUGGACCUGCUGUUUCCCGUCCUCCACAGGGUCCACCUCAGAGUCAGUAAAACUGUCCUCCUCCAGCUGCUGUCUCUGGUUCCUGUGAACACUGAGGGGGACACAGCGAGGCGGGCGGAGUCCCUGUGCAGAGCCCUGGGUGGAGAGCUGGAUCUCAGCCACACCACCCUGGAUCAGAGGGCCUGUGGGGCUUUGGUCCAGAUGCUGGACUCGUGUGAAGGGCUGACAGAGCUGGACCUCAGUCACUGUCAGCUCACUGACCAGCUGCUGCUCACUCUCAUCACACAUCUGCACAAAGUCCAAGUCCUGGAUCUGAGUCACAAUCAGCUCACUGAUGCUUCGACUGCUGCGUUACUCCAGCUGCUCUCCAUCAACCCCUCCAUUGACUGUGUGCAACUCUUCAGCAACAACAUCGAGCACAGAGCAGCCUUUAAGGAACACGAGCAGUUUGAGAUCUGGUGAAGUCGUCGUCAUCAUCAGGGAGUCGUUGGUUCCUCUCGUCAUCGUUACAUUAAAGUAUUGGGUGGAGAGCAGACACUGAUGCUGCCCUCAUACAUUAAUGUAUGACAUCAACAUUAGAUCAGACAAGUUCUGAUGACUACAUUAGAUAUUUUAAAUAUUGUGAUUAAGAAAACAGUUAUUUCAAAUCAAAGAUCAUAUCUUCCAUCUUUGUAUCUGAAGUGUUGCAGACUUUUGUUUUAUGGAGCUCUGAUUCCAGCUGACUGUCAUCCUGAUGUUUACACAUUAGAUUGUUUGGUUGUGAUUGUGACUGAAUUAUUUCCUCACAGUGAAACAAAGAGAGACCAUCACAGUGACAUCAGUGAGCCGACCUCACUGAGUUUAUGGAGCUUUGUAAUAACUGCAGGUCUGCAUGUUUCAGCUAAAACUGAGUAAUUUAUAACGACUUCUCAGAGUAAUGAUGUAAUAAUUAACAUGUCAGUAUGUUCAUGCUUAUUGGUCCAUUUAAGUUUGUUCCUUUUCUGUGACAAUAUAAAGAGAAUAUUGAUAAAAAUGGUUAAAAGCAUAAAGUCUGUUUUCUGAAAUAAAAAUGCACUAAAAUUUCACACUAUGCAUUUUCCUGAUGGGAAUCUCUCAUACUUUAAGGGUU
Molecule: messenger RNA, 2250 nt
Organism: Archocentrus centrarchus (flier cichlid)
Lineage: Eukaryota; Metazoa; Chordata; Actinopteri; Cichliformes; Cichlidae
Product: protein NLRC5-like
Exons: 7
Coding region: 27-1604 (525 amino acids)
Source: RefSeq, a predicted model, not a curated record